CCUCAACCACCCGUCCGCCCGCUGACGGGGGAGAGAGUGGAAAACACCGCCCCGCUGACCCAUGCCCGCCUCGAUGUCUCUAUAUAUUCCACCAACCCUGGUCGUCCUCUCCGCCUGCUCGUCCCGUCGUUUGUCUCGCCCCAUACCUCUGCCGUCUCAGCAAUGCUCACCAUCGGUACCAUUGCCGAGGAUGCCAUGUCCUUCGCCCAAAGCCACAGCACCCAGCUGGCAAUCGCUGCCUCGGUGCUUGUUGUCUCGGGCAUCUACCUCGUCCGGGAGCCACCUGGCACCCAGCGAAACCAGAUCCCUGGACCCAAGGGCUGGCCCAUCGUCGGCGAGUUCUUCACCGUGAGCAAACACAUCUCCGAGCAGACUCUCCAUAUGUUCUAUUACAAUCUCGUGGAACAACAUGGCCCUGUUACCCAGGCAUCCAUCAUGGGUCUCCGCGAUAUCUCUGUGUCCGAAGUCGACGAAUUCAAGGAAAUCCUCAAGGGCGGCGACCAGUGCGCUUUUGCGCGGCCUCCUCGAUUCCACAACACUCACAGGUCGAGCCCUUUGCCGCCUUCGAUCAACUGGAACUCACCCAUGAGCAUACUCCGCAAGCUCGGGACAUCGUCCCGGGUCAAUCUGCACCUUGUCGCCAACGCGGCAGUGCUCGAUAUCCUCGGCUAUGUCAUCUACUCCAAGGACCUCGGAAUGACCCGUCGGCUGGAUGACAAGGCUGCCCUUGAGGAAGCCUUCAAGCCCUACAGCCACAUCGUCGAGCUCAUCGUCAAGCGAUUCAUGUACCCCGAGUGGCUGUGGGAUGUCAUGGGCAUCGGCGUCAAGGCCUGCGAGGCGGAUGUCAAGUUCGUCAAAGAUAUCGCCAGAGACACGCUCCGGGAACGUCGCAGCUCGUCAAUUCUGCACGAGCAUCAAGAUUUGCUCGACCGCCUCACAUCGAUGGGUCUGGAAGGAGAUGCUAAAUUCACCGAGGAGGAAAUCCUGGACGAAAUAUACGGUUUCUUCCUUGCAGGACACGAGACCACGGCCAACAUGAUCACCUUUAUACUGGUCGAGCUUAUGAAGAAUCGCCAUGUCUACGAGCGCGUGCAGAAGGAGAUCGACACUAUUCUUGGACCCGACGGGGAACCAAGCUAUGAUCAGCUCUCGCAGUUCACGUAUCUCGACAUGGCCGUCAAAGAGACGCAGAGACUCCACCCACCAGCGCCGCUUAUCCCGCAAUCCAAUAAAAAACGGGACA
Messenger RNA from Polychytrium aggregatum, 1243 nucleotides. Its product is annotated as cytochrome P450. The annotation marks the transcript as partial. Gene Ontology annotation, molecular function: iron ion binding; oxidoreductase activity, acting on paired donors, with incorporation or reduction of molecular oxygen; monooxygenase activity. The record is from RefSeq and is a predicted model, not a curated record. NCBI's taxonomy places the organism in Eukaryota, Fungi, Chytridiomycota, Chytridiomycetes, Polychytriales. The transcript is spliced from 8 exons.